This is a messenger RNA of Daucus carota subsp. sativus, 1692 nucleotides long. Its product is annotated as pelargonidin 3-O-(6-caffeoylglucoside) 5-O-(6-O-malonylglucoside) 4'''-malonyltransferase. NCBI's taxonomy places the organism in Eukaryota, Viridiplantae, Streptophyta, Magnoliopsida, Apiales, Apiaceae. The coding region runs from base 1 to 1692 and encodes 563 amino acids. The record is from RefSeq and is a predicted model, not a curated record. The transcript has a single exon.
AUGAAAGUUGAAAUUCUAUCCACAGAGCUCAUAAAACCAUAUACUUCUACUCCCCUUAGCCUCAGGCAUUACAAUAUUUCUUUACUAGAUGAGCUAUCUCCAACUAUGAAUGUUCCCACCAUCUUAUAUUACCCUGUUGACAUUCACAGCUGUGGCAAACAAUACCAAGAAUCUAAGAUGGAAGUUGAAAUUCUAUCCACAGAGCUCAUAAAACCAUAUACUUCUACUCCCCUUAGCCUCAGGCAUUACAAUAUUUCUUUACUAGAUGAGCUAUCUCCAACUAUGAAUGUUCCCACCAUCUUAUAUUACCCUGUUGACAUUCACAGCUGUGGCAAACAAUACCAAGAAUCUAAGAUGGAAGUUGAAAUUCUAUCCACAGAGCUCAUAAAACCAUAUACUUCUACUCCCCUUAGCCUCAGGCAUUACAAUAUUUCUUUACUAGAUGAGCUAUCUCCAACUAUGAAUGUUCCCACCAUCUUAUAUUACCCUGUUGACAUUCACAGCUGUGGCAAAGAGAAUGUCACAACUCAUUCAAUAUGCAUGCAUUUGAAAAAAUCGCUUUCGAUGGCCUUAACCAGAUUCUAUCCUUUUGCUGGAAGAUACAUGAAAGAAAGCUACAUGGUUGAUUGUAGUGAUCAAGGUGCAGAAUUUGUGCAAGCCCAAGUCGACAUUCGCCUUGAUCAACUUAUUGGCCUAGGCAAAAAUGUGCAGGUUGAGCUGCUUAAUUGCCUGCUUCCGCGGCCAGUUGGUGCAUGUGACAAAGACACUGACCCUCAGUUAGCUGUGCAAGUGAGUGCCUUCGCUUGUGGCGGAUACGCCAUUGGGAUUUUGAGCUCACACAUAAUUGCAGACAUGUCAACUACGAGCUCAUUUGUUGUGGAAUGGGCGAGGGAGGCAAAGCAGCUACUGGAGGGCUUAGAUCAUGACCAUGACCAUGACUUGUCAGUGUCGCCUAGCUGGAACUCAGCUAUGUUGUUUCCAGGAUGCAAAUUGCCUCGCCUUCCUCCCAGAUUUUCUGUGGAUCAUAAAAUUGUUACAAAAGUAUUUUCCUUCAGCGACAGCGCCAUUCUAAAAAUCCGUGAGAAGGCCAGACUGGACAGCUCAAGCGAGAAAUUACCAACACGGGUCCAGUCUGUGUUCGGGAUAUUAGGCAAAGCUAUUGUUGAUAUUAAUUGUGUAAUCCCCGGAAGGCCUAAGAGAUUUUUAGUCAGCCAGACAGUGAACAUGAGGGGAAGGACCGAUCCACCAAUUUCAAAGAAACAAUGCGGCAAUCUCUACUUGGUUGCAUCUGCUCGGUCCGUGGCAGGGGAAGCAGGGGUGGACUUGCAGAGCCUUGUCGAGCUUCUGACAGACUCUGUCAGGAGAGAACUUGCAAACUGUAAAAAAAUAGUACCAAGUAAAGGAGAGAAAAUGAUGAUAACUCCAGGGUUCAAUGAACUGGGAAAAGCUUUUGCAGAUCCUGAGAUUUCGAGUGUCGUUAUGUUUUCUGAUUGGUGCAAGUUUCCAUUGUAUGAAGCUGAUUUCGGGUGGGGAAAGCCUGGAUGGGUCAGCGGCGUUCAUGUUCCUAUGCCAAACAUUGUCUACCUUCUCCGCGACAGAUCUGGAGAAGGGAUCGAAGCAUGGGUAAAUUUGAGUGUUGAUGACAUGGCUAAACUCGAGCAAGAUGCAAACAUCAUGGAAUUUACCAGUUGA